This is a messenger RNA of Sabethes cyaneus, 1731 nucleotides long. Its product is annotated as lebercilin-like protein. Lineage: Eukaryota; Metazoa; Arthropoda; Insecta; Diptera; Culicidae. The record is from RefSeq and is a predicted model, not a curated record. The transcript has 6 exons. The coding region runs from base 1 to 1731 and encodes 576 amino acids. Gene Ontology annotation, cellular component: axoneme. Gene Ontology annotation, biological process: intraciliary transport.
AUGUCAUCCAGCAUACUGUCUUCGAUUUCCAUGCGAAGUAUGGAGAGUUUAUACUCCAACAAAAGUUCUAACUUUUCUGCACUUCACCGGCGAAAGGUGGCAGCUGCCCGGCAACCAGCUAUUAUAAUAGCAUCUAGCAACGACGUCCGACAUCGCGUUAUGUCAGCACGCGUCUUGCGUUUUAAGCAAUUACAAAAUCAAUUAGAAGUGGCACAUCAUCAAAUUGCUGAAUUGACAAAAGAUAAUCGACUUUUGAGGGCUCUUCAGAAGCGGCAGGACUCUGCAUUGUCUAAAUACGAAAAUUCGAAUGCAGAGCUUCCAAAACUAUUGCACUCGCAUGCUGAAGAAAUCCGAACGUACCAGACCAAAUAUCGGAACCUUCAAAAUCAAAAUAAAGAAUUACUCAAUAAACUCAAACAUAAGGAUGCACACAUCUUGACCAUAACCGAUCAAAACAAACAUUUAAUCCAAUUGAACAAAGACAAACAUCUGGAAGAACGUGAAAGGUUAGCAGAACGUGUUCGCGAUUUGGAGACUAGGUUGAUUGAGAAGGAUAAUGACGCAAAACUUCUCGCUAGACGGCUGCAACUCGAGACAAAAAAUUUUAAAGGACAGAUUCAGCAGGAAGUUUUAAAGCAACGUGAAAUUAGCCAAAAACUGGAACGGGCGCAUCAUGAAAUACAACGGUUAAACUCUGUUAUCGAGAUUUAUGAAAAACGCACACCCUCAACGUUGCUAAAAAACAGUAGUUAUUUGAUAAAACCUCCAAAACCAACAUCUGGACAGCUGAUUCGAAUUCCAAAUGGUUCUCCCGUUAAACCAGCGUUUCCGCUACAAAGUUUGGCUGAGCCAGCACCAGUAACGAGCAUGGAAAUUGCUCCAAAAAAACUCUCUGAUGUGGGAGAUGGUGAUCAUCACUCAUUGAACCCUAGUCCGAAAAGCCUCAAACCAAUGGGAGCCGUCGAAGACCCGACACCAGCGGUAACACCGGCCAAAUCAUACAGGUCUAAGAAAAAGCACCCCAUACCAACCGUUUGUGAAGAAGCAGAUAAAAAAGAUGUCGAAAAACCCGAAAAGAAGCAGGAAGUUCUAUAUGACGAAACUUUUUGUAAGGAUUUUAAUCAAUACGCUCUUCAGCAAGAAGCAGAGUUUGAAGAAACGAUCGAAAAUGAACUCUCCAGAUUGAAGCAAAGUAUUUUAACUGAUGGACCAAAAACUAGUCUUUUGCGGAGACGAAAGCAUUUUGCUACCAGCGAUAUUUCCUACAGUGACGAUUUUGAACCGGAAUUGUCGCCCGAAAAAAAUCAUAACGAAAUCGUUGAUAACGUUGAUAAGAUUUACGACCACAAGGCACACAUCACAGAAUUGGAACAUCAGAUUCGCAAUAUGGGCGGACCAUUGAUAAAUGGGAAGGGUAUAAAAUGUAACAAUGGACUGUCAAAUUUUUCUGCUGGAGAAACAGAUCAAGAAUCUAACACGAGUACAACCGUGAGCAGAGACUCUUCUUCAAAGGAGUUCGAAACCAUGAAACAAGAAAUACGACAGAGCAUAAUGAAAAAAGAAUGUUUGCUUGAUACGUUUUGUGACGAAGUUAGCGGAAGCGAUUUGCAAACUAAAUCAUAUUGCAACAAUCGUAUAAAAGAUAACCAUAAGAGAUCUCAAAUCGAUCCUAAAAAGAAGAAAAACUUGCUGGAGGCGUUAAAAGCUAUUGAUGGAGAAUGUGUCAAAUGA